UGGAUCUCAGAAAGUUUUUAAAUGAGCAUUUACGAGUGGGAUUUAUUUAAGCCAGGAAGUCAAAAACGUACAGCCUUUUUUGUUGGGAGUCGCUACGGACGAUCCGGAAGUACAACAUAUGAUGAAAGUAUAAAAUCCAGACGAAUUUUCAUCGUACCGCGAAACGAGCAUUUCUUUCUUGGCUCCCGGUAUGGAAAACGAAGCGGAAAAUAUUUACCGACUUACGAGGGAAAUAAACAUGCAGACAGUCCGGAACGGAUUUGGAAACAGUUGGAAAGAACGAACUCCAAACUUAAGCUAUACAAUCAUGCUCUUUCUGAUGCGAAAUUCUAAACUAGUAUAUAAAAGUAACAUCAAUGUCGAAACCCCGAGGU
This is a messenger RNA of Drosophila erecta, 374 nucleotides long. Its product is annotated as RYamide neuropeptides. The transcript is spliced from 2 exons. The record is from RefSeq and is a predicted model, not a curated record. Lineage: Eukaryota; Metazoa; Arthropoda; Insecta; Diptera; Drosophilidae. Bases 22 to 333 code for a protein of 103 amino acids.